Messenger RNA from Epithele typhae, 963 nucleotides. RefSeq lists its product as uncharacterized. Lineage: Eukaryota; Fungi; Basidiomycota; Agaricomycetes; Polyporales; Epitheliaceae. Bases 1 to 963 code for a protein of 320 amino acids. The record is from RefSeq and is a predicted model, not a curated record. The transcript is spliced from 3 exons.
AUGAGCUCGUUGGCGAGCACGAAUCCGAGCUCGUCUCCCACCUCUGGCGCUACCCCCACCAAUACUUUCCCACCUAUCUCCUUCACUGGCCCCCCUCCAACUGGGACGGACGGCGCGGCGGCGGCCACGAGCUCAUCGGCAGACAAUAAUGGGACCCCAUCGUCCUCGCUUUAUCUCUUCACAUUCCUCGCAACACUUUUUCUGCUACUCGCCAUCUCUUCCGCGAUCAUCCUGCGAGGCAUCUUCCUCCGCCGUCGCUUCCGUCGUCGCCUCGAAGAAGCGUUCGCCACGGGCCUACUCUCACCCUCGGACGAUGUGUUUGGCGGUGGACGUUUGCACCGGAGGAAAUUACAACGGCCGACGCUAUUCGAUGUCAGCGUGACCGCGCCGUACUUCUCCACCUCCAGCCCGCCGGACGGCAACUGGGAAAAGCUCAUGCCGUUCUCCGGGAACAUAUCCUCCGAGAAACAAGGCCUCGAUCUUGCAUCGGACGCCGCCACAACCGCCUCCGCUCCCCCACGACCGGGGCACACGCGGCGGUUGCUCGAGCGCGCCGGAUACAUUCUCCCGCGCGGCCGCCUCCGCCGCAACGCCCCGCCAGCCCCCGCUCAACCCGCGUCGACACCCCCGACGGCCGCCACCGCGAGCCCUGGACCGUCCCCGUCGCCAGAAGGCGACGUCCCGCUGGAGGGCCCGCCGGAUCCGGUCGCGCGCGCGGCGGAGGUGCGUGUCGCGGUCGUGAUCGCGAUGCCGCACCCGCAGCGCGCGGCGUACGUCGCGCCCGCGGUGGACGCCGAUCUCGUCGCGCACUCGCCGAGGGGGAAGAGCAAGGCGCGGGGUGGGCUCGACGGGUGGACGGACGACGGGCACGAGGAGGAGGGCGUGCCGGACGUGGUGUUCGGGGUGGUCAGGGUGCCCGUGCGCGACGAGGACGCGGAGGGGGAGAAGGACAAGCGUCCAUAG